Python bivittatus (Burmese python) is the source of this 1088-nucleotide messenger RNA. Lineage: Eukaryota; Metazoa; Chordata; Lepidosauria; Squamata; Pythonidae. The record is from RefSeq and is a predicted model, not a curated record.
UUUUGUUACUCUAGCAACCGAAGGAGGCAUGUUCAAUUUAUGAAGUAUGGAAAUGUGUGUUUAAUUUUUCAGGAUCCAAGUUAGGAACAUGGCGACUCUGAAAGACAUUACCCGACGCUUGAAGUCCAUCAAGAACAUCCAGAAAAUCACCAAAUCCAUGAAGAUGGUUGCUGCUGCAAAGUAUUCCAGGGCAGAGAGAGAAUUAAAGCCUGCCAGAGUUUAUGGUGUGGGGGCAUUAGCUCUCUAUGAGAAAGUAGAGAUCAAGCCCCCCGAGGACAAGAAAAAGCAUCUCAUUGUUGGGGUGUCUUCUGAUCGUGGCCUGUGUGGGGCCAUUCACACCUCUGUGGCUAAAGAGAUCAAGAGCCAGGUCGCCAGCCUCACGGAUUUAGGGAAGGAAGUCAUGGUGGUUGGGAUUGGAGACAAGCUAAGAGGCAUCCUUCAAAGGACGCAUGGUAAGAACUUCCUCUUGAACUUUAAAGAAGUUGGAAGGAAGCCUCCCACUUUUGGAGAUGCAUCGAUCAUUGCUUUGGAGCUGCUGAAUUCUGGAUACGAGUUUGAUGAAGGCUCUGUCAUCUACAAUCGGUUCAGGUCUGUCAUUUCUUAUAAGACUGAUGAGAAACCAAUCUAUUCUCUUGAGACAGUUUCUGGUGCUGAAAGCAUUAGCAUCUAUGAUGACAUUGAUGCUGAUGUCCUGCGAAACUAUCAGGAGUUCACGUUGGCUAACAUCAUCUUCUACUCAAUGAAGGAGUCUACCACAAGCGAGCAGAGUGCUCGGAUGACUGCUAUGGAUAAUGCCAGCAAAAAUGCCUCUGAGAUGAUUGACAAGCUGACCCUGUCAUUCAACCGCACUCGCCAAGCUGUCAUCACCAAGGAACUGAUAGAGAUCAUCUCUGGUGCUGCGGCUCUGCACUAAGGGCUAAACAGAAAGUGAGUUUCGUCCAGAAUCAACAGAUAAAGAGAAAUUCUUCCAGCAAGCAGUUCCUUUCUCAAGCGAGAAGAUUAUUAGUCUGUCAUUCUGUGAAGAAUUCUCAGGCAGAGAAUCCCAUCUGUUUGUAAAUUGUAUUGCAAUAAAGUCCUACAUGAAAGUC